Molecule: messenger RNA, 864 nt
Organism: Hemisphaericaspora subhashii
Lineage: Eukaryota; Fungi; Ascomycota; Pichiomycetes; Serinales; Debaryomycetaceae
Exons: 1
Coding region: 1-864 (287 amino acids)
Source: RefSeq, a predicted model, not a curated record
AUGGAGAAACCAAUACAGUCAAGUACUGCAACUGCUACUACUACUACUACUACUACUACUACCACUACUACUACCAAUCCCAUCAACACUGCCACUACAUCUAAUUUCUUCCAGAUUACAUCGACGCCUGAGUCCUCCGUCUCAUCUUCCACAAUCGCCCCUUCCAACGCCACACACGACUAUCAUCCUUCCUUUCUGAAUCAAUUCUCAUCCCAUCCAAGUCCCUCAUCACAUUCAUCAUACUAUUCUCCUAGAAGAUCUACCCCGAUAGACAUGACAACACCUCAAUCUUCAAUUGAUGAUAAUAAAAUAUGUCAAUGGUACUGUUGUUCAUGUGGCCAAUCUUAUGGUUCGGUGAUAUAUAAACAUAAGCAUGAUGACGAUGAUCAAGAACACGACGCCAAUGACGAAAUACAAGAACAUGGAGAACAAGAACAACAACAUUCAUUUCGUCCUCAAAGAGUGCGAGAAAAUUCCAGUAAUAAUUAUAUUAUGGAUAAUUUACGAUAUUAUAGUCGAGUCGUGUAUCGAGAUCAUAUUUCUGCGGGUUUACUGACAGAACUGGAACAACAGCGACAACCGCCACUACAUUCUACUACAAGGCCACUUCCAAUUAGAUCAAUAUCCGAUUAUACCGAUUGUAAACAACCAAUGCCAAUUAUUGCCAAUCAUCCAAUGCUUGUAACUCAUUCAGCGCAACCUUCAACAUCUCCAAGUCAAUUAUUAUCACCUAUAAGUUUAGAUGGAACCAACUAUCAAGAUGAUAAUGUGAUUGUAAGUAUACCUACCCGAUUUACUUGUCAUAGAUGUGAUCAUAUGAUGUGUCCGUACUGUCCGAAAUUAAGAUUAAAAGAUUUACGAUGA